AUGAGUUGGUACAAUAGCACAAGGGGUGCCAUUGAGUACAACUGUGGUCAUUUGUGCACCUUUGAGGCUGCAGUAGCAUGCUAUUUUGCAACAAGAGAUCGUGUCCUGAAGUUCUUGGCACCUCUGGACAAGUCGCCGAGUUCUCAACAUCGUGGAUUCAAAUCAACCUCUAUAAUCAGUCCGAAGCCGAGAAUUGAAAAGCGGGACUUCACGAAUAUCAGCAGUGACCGCGUGGUGUGUACGUCUGGUGAUGUCAAUGGCGUUGAGGCAGGUGUAGUAGAGAGUGAUUCUUCGCCUGACUUGAGCGAGAGGCUACGUGCCGGAGCAACGGACAGAGACACAGAAGUGCUUCGGGGACUUCAGUCACCGGUACUUCCAAACAGGACAGGAUUCGAUCAUGAUUCGAGGGAGAAUGGUGAAGAUGAGAUCAAAGAUCAUUUAGGAACUCCAAAGAGCAAUGGCAUAGACGUCGUUCAACCUACAGGUAGCUUAGUAAACUCACAUUCCUGCAACUCCGAUGCCAACGCAUCUGAAGAAUUUGUUGGUCAAAUACUCACAACGACCGCUCUGAUCCAUCGUGAGGAUACACUCAAAGAAGGAGGUCUUUCAGCCGCAAGACACUUAGAUUCAAUUGAGGAAGGAAGGACAGAUCUUGUCGAUGGAUGUGUUCAGUCAAGCACUGUCCUUGCCAACCAGGAACGUGUUCAGGAGGUUGACCCUGUAGCGAGAAGUUCGGAGACUGAUACCACAAUGAAUAAUGGACAUUCUACCGCUGAGCUGGUGCGCAUCACCAGUAACCAGCUACCAACGGCAUUCAGUCACAGUCAAGAUGUACGGACUAGAAUAGAAAAUGGGAACAACAUCUCCCACAACAAUGACACCAUGUCGUCCUCGCUUGACAGUGCCUUUGUAACGUCAUCUCCUGUUGUAAAGGUGAAAACCACUGCAACGACAGUUAGCCUGAACAGGAACACACCUUCUGAAGUGAAAAUAAAGAGUGUUCAACAACCGACGGAAUCCUCGAAGCCAAAACUUUCCACAAAUGCAAUAGGAAUACAGACGAACCCUUCAGACUUAGAGCCGAGGAUAGAAAACGGAGGUUUGAAAAGAGAUGGUGGACCCCCAGCAGCAGUGGCUGCACCUACAACGGGUCAGACAAAGAUGGGUAAUGGUGGAAGUAUAGGUUCUACAGAUUUACCAGGAUUAACGCCAAGGGACAGGGACUCGAGCUCAAGCUCAAGUAGCGAUGAUCUUGAGUUUCCGGACAUGAACAGUUUAGAGAGUGCGCUUCAUGAAAACCCAAAGAACUUAGAUGUGCCAUCAGCCAAAAGACUUGCUAAGAGACUCUAUGAACUUGAUGGUUUUAAGAGAGAAGAUGUAUCCAUUCAUUUAAGUAAGAGGAACGAGUUCUGCAAGCUCGUUGCGCGGGAAUACCUGGGCAACUUUGACUUCACGGGGGACAGGCUGGAUGAGGCGCUGAGGGAGUUCCUUCGGUGCGUCACGGUGGUCGGGGAGACGCAGGAGCGAGAGAGGGUGCUGGCCCACUUCUCUCACCGUUUCUUCGACUGCAAUCCCGGCAUGGUGGAGUCUUCGGAUGCUGCGCAUACCCUGACGUGCGCCGUGAUGCUGCUGAACACGGACCUUCAUGGACAGAAUAUUGGAAAGAAGAUGUCCCUGAAUGCCUUUGUCACAAACCUGGACGGAAUGAACGACGGUUCGAGCUUUCCUCGCAGCGCCCUCAAAGCUCUGUACAAUGCCAUCAAGGCGCAGCCCCUGGAAUGGAUCGUGGACGAGGAGGAUGAUGGGAGCGACGGCUCGAGUACGGGUAAAGGGUCUAAGAAACCUUCCCGGAACGGAACUCUGAGUGGAAACCCAUUAGUUCAGACUAUAUCAAUAUAUUCAGACAAUAUCAAUACUGGCCACACAGAAACCUUAGGGCUACCAGUACACUACGCUAACAGAACAAGCGGUAAUGUCACAGCGAUGCCUAAUGUCACAACAACCCGUUAUUUUCAUCUUGGAUCAACGUCUGACAACACAAUCCGAAAGAUGUGA
Messenger RNA from Lytechinus pictus (painted urchin), 2055 nucleotides. Its product is annotated as exchange factor for Arf-6-like. Bases 1 to 2055 code for a protein of 684 amino acids. The record is from RefSeq and is a predicted model, not a curated record. The transcript has 5 exons. Gene Ontology annotation, biological process: regulation of ARF protein signal transduction. Gene Ontology annotation, molecular function: guanyl-nucleotide exchange factor activity. NCBI's taxonomy places the organism in Eukaryota, Metazoa, Echinodermata, Echinoidea, Temnopleuroida, Toxopneustidae.